AUGGCUACUGCGCUACAGCACCGGCACCGAGACUGCAAAGGGAUGGCCCUGCUGGGAGUCGUCCUGGGGGUCCUAUGGGAAGCCGGCUGCACCCAGAUCCGCUACUCCGUUUCCGAAGAACUGGAGAAAGGUUCCUUCGUGGGAAAUAUUUCCAAGGACUUGGGACUGAAGCCGCGGGAGCUGGCGGAACGCGGAGUCCGCAUCGUCUCCCAAGGUAGGGCGCAGCUGUUCGCUCUGAACGCGCGCAGCGGCAGCUUGGUCACGGCGGGUCGGCUAGACCGCGAGGAGCUCUGUAUGGGGGCUCUGAAGUGUCAGUUAAACCUAGAAAUUCUGAUGGAGGAUAAAGUGCAAAUAUACGGGGUUGAGGUACAGGUGAGGGAUAUUAACGACAAUGCCCCUUCCUUCCGAGAAGAGGAAUUGGAGAUAAAAAUGAGUGAGAACGCAGCCACGGGGAUGCGGUUCCCCCUUCCCCAUGCUUGGGAUCCGGAUAUCGGGGAGAACGCUCUCCAGAGCUACGAGCUAAGCCCCAACACUCAUUUCUCUCUGGACGUGCAAAACGGAGCGGAUGGUAACAAAUACCCAGAGUUGGUGCUGGAGCGCGCCCUGGACCGCGAGGAGCAGGCGGCUCACCACCUGAUCCUCAUUGCGCGCGACGGGGGCGAGCCUGUGCGCACGGGCACCGCGCGCAUCCGCGUGGUAGUCCUUGACGCGAACGACAAUGCGCCGGCGUUUGCUCGGCCCGAGUACCACGUGAGCGUUGCGGAGAACGUGGCUGUGGGCACGCAGCUGCUGCGCGUUAACGCCACGGACCCUGAUGAAGGCGCCAACGCGGAAGUGCUGUACUCCUUCCGCUACGUAGACGACAAAGCGGCGCAAGUUUUCAAGCUGGACGACCGCCUGGGGACGAUAUCAACUAUCGGGGAGCUGAACCACGAGGAAUCGGCUUUCUACGAGAUGGAAGUGCAAGCCAAGGACAACGCAGGCUACUCCGCCCGAGCCAAGGUCCUGGUCACGGUUCUGGACGUUAAUGACAACGCCCCCGAGGUAGUCGUCACCUCGCUCACCAGCUCCGUUCCGGAGAACUCUCCCCGAGGGACCUUAAUUGCCCUUUUAAACGUAAAUGACCAGGACUCUGGGGAGAAUGGGCAGGUGACCUGCUUCAUCCACGGGAAUCUGCCCUUUAAGUUGGAAAAAUCUUACGGGAACUACUAUAAUUUGGUCACAGACACAGUCUUGGACCGGGAACAGAUUGCCAACUACAAUAUCACGGUGACGGCUAAGGACCGCGGAAGUCCGCCCCUGUCCACAGAGACUCAUAUCGCCCUGACUGUGGCGGACGUCAAUGACAACGCACCGGUCUUCCCUCGGGAUUCCUACUCGGCCUACCUUCCAGAGAACAACGCCCGAGGAGCCUCUCUUCUCUCGGUGACCGCACACGAUCCUGACAGUGAUGAAAACGCCCAGGUCACUUACUCUCUGGUGGAGAGCGUGGUCCAGAAGGUUCCACUGUCUUCCUAUGUGUCCAUCAACUCGGACACAGGUGUCUUGUAUGCACUGCAAUCUUUUGACUAUGAGCAGUUCCGAGACCUGCAUCUGCAAGUGGUGGCACGUGACAGUGGGGACCCACCUCUCAGCAGCAAUGCCUCCCUCACCCUCUUUGUGCUGGACCAGAAUGACAAUGCCCCUGAGAUCCUCUACCCCACCCUCCCCACCGAUGGAUCCACAGGCGUGGAGCUGGCACCACGCUCCGCAGAACCUGGCUAUCUGGUGACCAAGGUGGUGGCAGUGGACAGGGACUCUGGCCAGAAUGCCUGGCUGUCCUACCGGCUGCUCAAGGCCAGCGAGCCAGGGCUGUUCUCUGUGGGGCUGCACACGGGCGAGGUGCGCACAGCACGGGCCCUGCUGGACAGAGAUGCACUGAAGCAGAGCCUGGUGGUGGCCGUCCAGGACCACGGGCAGCCGCCUCUCUCAGCCACUGUCACACUCACAGUGGCCGUGGCUGACAGCAUCCCCGCAGUGCUGGCUGACCUGGGCAGCCUCAAGCCUUCAGUGGAAGCUGAUGAGGCAGACCUGACUCUGUACCUGGUGGUGGCAGUGGCCACAGUGUCGUGUGUCUUCCUGGCCUUUGUGAUUGUGCUGCUGGCACUCAGGCUGAGGCGCUGGCACAAGUCGCGAUUGCUGCAGGCGUCAGGAGGAGGCGGGCUGUCGGGCGUGGCCGCGUCGCACUUGGUGGGCGUGGACGGGGUGCGUGCUUUCCUGCAGACCUAUUCUCAUGAGGUGUCCCUGACCGCGGACUCGCGGAGGAGCCACCUCAUCUUCCCUCAGCCCAACUAUGCAGACACACUGCUCAGCCAGGAGAGCUGUGGGAAAAGCGAGCCUCUUGUGCAAACAGGUGAUCUGGUGCUUUCUAAAGACAGCCAUGGGUCUCCUCAGGUAAGUCCAUAUUGAAU
Molecule: messenger RNA, 2450 nt
Organism: Ochotona curzoniae (black-lipped pika)
Lineage: Eukaryota; Metazoa; Chordata; Mammalia; Lagomorpha; Ochotonidae
Gene: PCDHGA12
Product: protocadherin gamma subfamily A, 12
Exons: 1
Coding region: 1-2448 (815 amino acids)
Biological process (GO): homophilic cell-cell adhesion
Cellular component (GO): plasma membrane
Molecular function (GO): calcium ion binding
Source: RefSeq, a predicted model, not a curated record